Messenger RNA from Dentiscutata heterogama, 441 nucleotides. The record is from the annotation of a GenBank genome assembly. Lineage: Eukaryota; Fungi; Glomeromycota; Glomeromycetes; Diversisporales; Gigasporaceae.
AUGGGAGAAUCUUCUCUUUAUGCGGAUUUCUUUUUUUUAUUUGACGAUUUAGCAGAGGUAGCUUUACCAAUACGUUUAGAUGGUAAAUUACUUGUAGUGAAGUCAGGUAUGCCAGGUUCUUUGUUUUGUGAAUUAUUUUCGGAAUUCUCUUCUAUAAUUGUAUCUAGAUUCACUAAAGAAUUUUUACCAAAUAUUAAUGGAUCUUGUGAUCCUUCAUCUAUGCUCAUACUUCUUUGUGAUGGAGCUCAUAUUAGUGGUGACUUUUUAAUGAUUUCGAUUUCCAUACUACAAUUAUUGAUAGGACAAAAAAAUCAUACACUAUCUGAGGCUAAAAGAAAAAAAACAAUUUUUAAUGAUACCGCAUCUGAGUCCUCGUCUAAAUCUGAAUCUGGGUGCGGCUCUGAAUCCUUUUAUGAUAAUGAAGAUUUUACUGUAGAUAUG